This is a messenger RNA of Styela clava, 8569 nucleotides long. The record is from RefSeq and is a predicted model, not a curated record. NCBI's taxonomy places the organism in Eukaryota, Metazoa, Chordata, Ascidiacea, Stolidobranchia, Styelidae.
AAUCAGCUUUUACAUCGGGCGGGUAUUCAAGCACCGGCCCUUAUUUAUUUUUAUGUUCUGUUCACACGGGCGACUAUCCAAACGGGCCCUUAAUCAAGAUCGGUCGGUAAAACGAGCAUAUACGGUACAUAUAUUUAAUAAGACCUUGUUUAUUAUCAUCAUCCUAUUUUGCCAUGUAACUUUAUUUUGUAUUGUUUACUGUAUCAUUUAUUUACACUGUAUUAUAUGUGCAAACACUUAUGUUAUAUCCAUUAUAUCAGGAAUUGUAAUCAAGAAUUCAUUAAGAGGUAUAAUUUCAUCAUGAUUUGACAAGGGUGGUAAAUAUGAUAGAACUUAGAAUGCUCGAAAUAUUUUGAUAAAACAAAAUCGAAAUGAGUUAUAUCGGAAAUUCCUGUUCCAGAAAUAAAUUUUCCACUAAUGAUAUUUAUACUAUACAAUACAGGGUGUUAAAAAGUUACGCAAAAUUAGGGUAAAACUUUUUUGUCAUGACAUAUUUUUUAGGAUGGCCAUUUUACAGCCAUGACAAUAGUUUUUCAAAUUUUGAAAUCAAACUUUUAAUUAUAUAAAUUUAUCAUGAAACUCAGGUAAUUGAAACUUAGAUUAAUAUUAGAAAUUGGCUAUUGAAAAAAAAUUAAGCUAAAAAGAAUAGAUUUUAUUACUUUAUUGAAGUAUUAGAAAAUUAUAUAGUGAAAUUAUGAUUAAAUGGUUAGGAGCUGAAACUCAUAAAAUUUUUGAUACUUCGGCUCAUGCUUCAUAUAUUAUGGUAAGCUCCAGGCCCCUCAACAAGAAUUCAGGCCUCAGUUCCGUCUUCCCGGUCUUGGUUAGAAACACUUUUGUUGUCACUAUCUCCAUAUUAAUCUGUGGUAUUUUACAGUAUUUCUUAUUUCUAUUCAUUGAUAAAACAUGAUAUUUAGAUAAUCCUAGUAAAUGCUUUCAUUAAUUGUUGAAAAAAUCACUUCAGAGUUUGUUGUAUAUUUUACAUUUUGCUUGUGUUUUUGUUUGCAGUCCUAUGUUUAUAAAAAUCAUAAUAAAAGACGCUGAAUAAUUUGUUUUCAUUUUUUGUUUAGAAAAUUAACACUGAUUUUAUAUUGAAUUUAAUAAUAAAAGAGGAUAUGAUAAGUUAAAUUAUCUGGAUCAUAAAAAGGAGGAUGCGUUCCUCUGAAGAUGGAUCGGAUCCAGGGAAGUUGACAUAUUUUGGUCCUCCAAAAGAUGAAAACCAACAGAAUUCUUCAAACGUUCUAUCAUUUGUUUUCAAUUUCUUCAGUUUGAAAAAAGAUCAAAAAUCUCUGAAAGAAAAACCUGAAAAAAGGGAAGGAAAAACAACAGUUCGCCCAAAUGUAUUGGAUUUAGAGAAACCCAAGCAGGGUACAAAAAGAAGGAUACGAGCUGCAUCUCUUCCUCGCGAUCCUGGCAGUGAGGUAGAAUUAAGACUACGUUCUAUAUCUUCUAUGCUGAAAGAUUUUCCUAAAUUAAUGAAGGGACCACAAGGCAGUGAAAAUGGGGAUCUGGAAAAUAGUGAUACAACUGGUGAUACAUCACCUAUACCUAGUGCUGUUGAAUUGCGACAAUAUUGGAUGCCCGAUGAGCAGUGUCAUGAAUGUUACGAGUGUGGGGAGAAAUUCACAACUUUCAGACGUCGACAUCAUUGUAGAAUAUGUGGUCAAAUAUUUUGUAGUCGGUGUUGUAAUCAACUUAUAUCUGGCAAGAUCAUGGGACAUCCAGGAAUGUUGCGAUCUUGCACUUAUUGUUGCAAGCUGGUCUUGAUGUAUGCUGAAGGUAACACACCAAAGUCUGCAGUCAAUACAGUAGGACGUUCUUCCAUUACACCAGCAAAAGAUGGCCUUGCAGAGGAUUCAGCAGUUGAUUCUUCAUUAGUAACUAGCGACAGUCUCCUAUCAUUCGGAAAUAACAUUUCAAUGGGCGGAAAUCCACAAAAUAUUUUACAUUCACACAGCCACAGCAAUAAUAGUUUAAGAAGAAAUACUCAACCAUCAACUACUUUACGGUACGAUCUUCCUUCUAUCUCAGAUGAUCAAGGAUUCUCAAGGUUUGAUGCAUUUCUUCCACAUUCAAGUGCUGUAUCACCAGGAAGGGAAUUAAUAGGCAGGAAACCCCCUGUGUAUAUAUUUGAUGCAACACCGGAUAUGUCAACUUCAACAAUUCUUGAAACAGACGUUACAAAUGAUUUAGUAAAAGAUUCAAGUCAAUUGCAUUCACUUUGGAGAAAAAUUAACGAUGAAAAACAAGGCAUGGAAUUUCGAGAUCACAGAUUUAGGUUACGAAAAUAUUCUCAUUGCAUCACUGGGCAAGAGUUGGUGGAUUGGUUACUUAGAAAUGAUGUGGCUUCAACUAGAGCUCAGGGCUGUGCUAUCGGACAAGCUUUGUACGAAGGAAAAUGGCUAAAACCAGUUGUUGAUAUCGGUGGGGUUUUUCAAGAUGGGUACAGCCUGUUUCAAAGCGGCAAACGUCACAGUAUGGUAGGCGGUAGUGGAAAUCGAAUCGAAAUAUACCCAGAUCACUUCGCAAAUUUUUCGGACGAAAAAGAAUCCGAAGGACUGCAUCUGUUAUCGGAACAAGAACCAAUUUGGGUGCAAGAAAUUAAAUGUGAGGAUGAUCGAGACGAAGAUAGGAUUGAUGAUUUUCACGAAAAAACUUCGGAAUCGGAAUUGACGUGGAGUGAUGUACAACCAAAUCCUAACGGCUCAUUAUUAUAUUCUGAUGACGAUAAAAGCAUAUCUGAGAGAUCCAUUCAAUCAUUGUCCAGUUUUGUCGAAAUUGAUGAAGGCAAUGAUGUCAUAAAGUACACAAGAUCAACGAGUAACUCAAAUCUCAAUGGACAACAACGGAACAUGCAGAGUCCUCAACCAAGUUAUAAUGAUUCUUGUCCAACGAGCAUCAGUGCAGAUUACCUUAGAAAUUUUAUUACAUGGAAUGGUACAUAUCUCAGUCAGCCAUGGAUCACACCAUCAAUUGGUUGGAGAGAAAGUGAUCUUCAGUCUCAUAAAUUAAUAACACAAGAUAAACGUGCAUUUCAAUGGUUAAAAGAAAUUUAUCUUCGACACGAUCUUGCUUUUUUGAAGCAACUACUUCAUGACAAAGGACUUGAUUUAGCAUGGGCGGAAAUUCUUGUUCCUCUUGCAAAACAUGCAGCUGAAUCAAUAACUCCUAACCCUAAUGUGUGUAUGGAUGUUUGUCAUUAUGUUCAAAUAAAAAAGGUACUGGAUGGACCAAAAACUGACUCACAUGUUCUCAAUGCUGUUGUGUGUACGAAGAAUGUCGUUCAUAAACAAAUGAAAACUGAUAUAAGCGAGCCAACAAUAUUAUUACUUGCUAUACCUCUUGAAUAUCAAAGAGUACAACUGAAACUUUCUGCACUUGAUCCAAUUGUAAGACAGGAGAGAGAGUUUUACAGACACCUGAUUUCACGCAUCACUGCUCGUCAACCAAAAGUAGUCAUGGUUCAAUGCACUGUCUCUCACAUUGCUCAAGAUUUAUUACUGCAAGCUGGAAUCACUUUGGUCAUCAAUGUUAAGCCGUCGGUGAUGGAGCGUGUUGCUCGGAGCACAGAAGCUGAUAUUGUUUAUUCCAUUGAUCAACUCAUGCAAGCGAAGUUAGGUUCUUGUUCAAGAUUUUACAUCAAACACCAUGAACUUUCAGGACCCAGUUUUAACCACAGAUCUGAGGGUCAAAGUGUACAGAAUAUCAAAACAUUGAUGUAUUUUGAUGGAUGUAAUCCACAAUAUGGUUGCACUGUUUUGCUCAAAGGAAAUUGUGACGAUAUACCAACUUAUAAACAAACUGCAAUAGAGUUGAUCCAAGUUCAAGAAGUUUUUAGGUUUCUCGUUCGUGCAAUGUUCCAUGCAAGAUUGGAGUUAUCUUAUCUCAUUGACCAACAUGACUUUGGGAAACUUUUGAAGAAGCAGAGCAGCACAAUGAAGAAUAAAUCAAAGACUGAACUUGGCGAUAAUAAUAGUCAAAAACAUAUUCUGGUUGACAGAAACGUCGAAACAUCAGAUUUGCCAGAAAUGAGUUUCAAAAAUGUUUCGAUUGAAGAUUGCAGCACACCAGUGCCAAAUCUGUAUCCAACGCUUGUUACUAACGAUACAAACUCAACCGAAGGAAAAGAAAAUUUCGACACUAUAUCUCGCAAAUCAACUUGGGUGCAAAUUUCUUCUGAUAAAAAUGGAAUAGAAGAAAGCAAAUCGCAGUUGAAAAUCAAGAAUAAAAAAGUAUUUGAAGAAGCAUUGAAAUCGACGUACCUUACUGUAUCACCGCUCAUCAAACCUCAAAUUCCAUUUUUAUUUACUGAUAUAAGUUUAAGUUCCGCCAUUCAUAGUUAUCUACCUGCUGAAUUGUUCUCGUCUCAUAUGUUUGAAAACAAGUCUACAACAUUUAAAGGAGAUGGGUUUUCAACUUUCGAUAUGGAACACAGACAAGCUAUCAGAAGCAGAUCCAGUACUGUGGAAAGUUUAGUUCAAGAUAAACUAUGGUUGUCACCACCACAUCAAAAAUCCAGCACUAAUUCCUUAGAAUAUGAUGAUAUGAAUAUGUCCAUGGAUACUUUGGGAAACAGUAUUGCUUCAAGAGAUACAAUGGAUGAUGGUACUUCGACACCGACUCGGCGAGAGAGAAGUGAAUCCCAUUUAUCGUGUUAUUCUCAACAGCAUAAAUCGCACAGAAAUGAAAGAAGCAGUGAAGCAUCGUAUUCAACUGCGAGACUGCAAUCAUGGGAACAAAGAAUGAUGGAUCAGAUAUUUGGAAACCACAUUCCCAGGAAUAGCAUUCCUGAUUUUCCGUCAAAUUUUAAUCCAAAGUCGACGUCGAGAAAACCGAGGGUUUCAAGUUUUAAUAAAACGACUGCUGCUCCAUCGGUCGAAAAUGGUGUGGGACUAAACGAUUCUAAGAUUAAUGCCGUUGUUUCACCAUUACACGAAUUUGUAACUAAAUCACUCAUCAAACCGGCGUCAUCUACUGAAACUAGGGAUCUCCUGGCAAGCUUCAGGGCUCACACUGGUAUGUCAGCAAUCUCUGAACAGAAGGCGGAACGGAAAAUGAACGGAACAGAAAAUGAAAUCUCAAUCCGCGUUACAAAGGUUAAUGAAUGGGAGACUGAUGAUGAUGAACAAAUCAAGUCAUUCCCAUUUGAUUCUAUGAAAUCUUCGAAUUCUUCGUCAAAAUUAUUUCCACCUGAUUGUAUGGAUGCAAAUAAUCAUCAACGAAUUUGUGCUUUGUUUAGCAGUCACAGUCCACAGUCUCCAAAUGCUCCGUACUUCUGUGUGUCUCCUUGGGUUGUUUACAUUGAUUUUUAUCGAGGAAAUGACAUCACAUUGGGAGGAUUUCUAGAACGUUAUUGUUUUCGGCCGAGCUAUCAUUGUCCGAAUCCCGCAUGUAGAAGACCAAUGGUUGAACAUAUUAGAAGUUUUGUGCAUGGGAACAUGUGUAUGUCUGUUGUGUUGAAAGAAUUAUCAAAACCGUUUCAGCAAUCAAGUAUUCUCACUUGGAAUUGGAAUCACAUAACAAAGAAAUCAUCAGAAAUCAAACCAAUGUCUCAUGAUGCGUGGUCUAUGUCGUUUGCCAAAUAUUUAGAACUCAACUUAGAAAAAUUAACAAUUCCUGAUAAUUUGUCGUCAAAUAAUCAACAUAAAAGUUCCAGUAAAACAGAAUUGUACGGAGAUGAUUGGGAAUUAAAGCCAUUUACUAGUUUCCAAUAUUUCAUGUUCAGAGAUAUUGUCGCGGCAUUCAAGUGUUAUCCUGUCAAUAUAAAUGAAGUCGUUUUUCCACCUUCAAUGCUGAAUAAAUCGUUACAUCAGAUUCGUCAAAUUUCAAAUGAAUAUGACGAUGACUUAAAAACAUCUUUGGAUUUUCAUUCAGCAAUUGAAAUACUUGUUGAGAAAAUAAAUGAAGUUUUGGAAACUGCUCAAAAUUGUAUCGAAACAUCCAUAAAAAGAACUGUCAGUACGAGUGAAAUUCCAACAGAAGAAUCCAUUGCUACGAGGGAUGAAUUUUAUAAAAUUUUAUUCGAUUCUUUGAUUGACGACAAAAUUCAUUUGAUGGAAGAAAUUACUCUGUCUAAACUUUUGCUGCAAAGAUCAGAUCAAAGUUCAUCUUCAACAAACAAGGAAGACAAUAUGUAUUCUGAUAUUGGGAUGGAUUGCUGGGGUGAAAAGGAGUCACACGAGAAAUCAUUGCCAGAUGAUCUCAUCAAUGAAUUAUCAACUCGAAUUCUUCAUCUGAAAUGUGAAAUUUGUGAUUUGGUGCAAACAUGGAAUUUAAAGUUAGCUGAUGCUUAUGAAAAAGAUCGAUCUUCAUUUUGGACUUUGAAUAAAAAGCAGAAGUCCAGUGGUGGAUCUCCAUUACCACAAAGGAAAAAUCACAUCAAUCCUUCUGAGAAGAUUAUGGAAGAAGAUGAGACUCAACACGAAGGACCAGGCAACAAUGGUGCACCAUCGAUAAUAGUCGAAAAUGUAAGUUUAUUUUCUUUUUCUUUUAAAAUACAAAACAACUAUGUUCAUCUACUAUGUUUCUUUAUGCUUGAUUUAAUGUAUCUUUAUGCCUCAUAUUUAAACUAUUUGUUCAUUUUUAAGGAACAAUCAAAGACGUCAAACUCAGGAAAUAGCUCAGCUGGAAAUUCUGCAGACUCCAUCACAGCACUCCUUCCUGAUGUGGAAGUGAAAGACAAAGCAAAUAACAAAUCUUCGAAACGUUUGGCAGUGACAGAACACAAAUCUGAGAAAUCUACUUCCUAUAAAAGAUUAAGCAGAACAGGUUCAAGUGUGAGAUUUCUUGUCACCCGAUUACUGCCUGGAAAUAACUUAAUUCCAUCCAUUCAAAUGCCAUUUCCUGCCGAUGAACAUUUUCUACUGCCUGAAUGUCUAUCUGCUAAUGUUGUGGUUAGAGAUGCUGAACCUGCUUCAAUCAUAGCUUAUACAUUGAGUUCCAAAUCGUAUAAAGAAUUAACUAUGCAGAAUACUGAUGUGACCAUGGAAGGGAAUUUUCAGGAAACUGAUCCCGUUUUUGAAAUUGGAAGUACAGAGAUUCCCAAAGAAUCAAUUUCGUCUAACCAGGCAAGUCCACAAUCAUCCGUUUCAUUAUCUGAUGCAAUAUCAUCAAAUAAUAUGCAACAACAACAAUCUGCGGAAAAUUCUGCUGAAUUUGAAUUCAGAGAUUCAACAGAUCCAUCUGUGAUUUCAAUGUCAAGUUCAUUAUCUAACGGUGGAAUAUCAUCAAACUCACCUCAUGUUGAAAUUCAAUUUUCUGAUUCUACAACAAAAUUUUAUUGCAAAGUUUAUUUUGCAUCAUUGUUUGAAAAAUUUCGAUCAAAGGUAUUAGAAGGUGGUGAAGAACAGUAUUUGACGUCGAUGUCUCGUAGUAUGAGAUGGUUGGCAAGAGGUGGAAAAUCAGGAUCAACUUUUCAUAAAACUAAGGAUGAUCAGUUUAUUAUAAAACAAAUGUCCUACUUUGAAUUACAAUCUUUUCUCGAGUUUGCACCGAAGUAUGUGGAAUACAUCACUAACUGCAUUGAUAAUCAGGAAGCAACGACAAUUUCUAAAAUCCUAGGUGUGUAUAGAAUUUCAUUCAGAAAUGCAGAGACAAAUCGAAGCUUGAAACAAGAUGUUCUUGUAAUCGAAAAUUUAUUUUAUCGGAAGAAAAUUCAACAGAUUUUUGAUUUGAAAGGAUCUGUUCGAAAUCGUCAUGUAAAACCUGAUACUUCAGGAGCGAAUGUUGAAAACGGAUGUCAAGCUGAUCACAAUGAUAUAGUACUGUUAGAUGAAAACUUAUUAAAACUUAUGUGUGAUAAUCCACUAUAUGUUCAUGAACAUACUAAACAUCUUUUAUCAAGUGCUAUAUCAAGAGAUACAAAUUUUCUGUCUAAGAAUCUUAUCAUGGAUUAUUCUCUUCUGGUUGGAAUGGACGAUAAUGAAAAAAUAUUUGUUGGGAUCAUUGAUUUUAUUCGAACAUUUACAUGGGAUAAGAAGUUGGAAAUGGUUGUCAAAUCAUAUGGUAUGUUUGGUGGAAGAAAACAAAGUAAUAGAUCCAUGCCUACUGUUGUGUCACCUGAACUUUACAAAAAACGUUUUUGUGAAGCCAUGGACAGAUAUUUUCAAGUUGUACCUGAUAGGUGGUAUGAAAUGCAUGCUUUUAAAUGAAACCCCGCAUACAGCAAGCUUGUUAUUAUCAUAUUCUAUUAUUAGGGGGUUUGUAUAGGUCGAUAUAAUUAAGGUAAAACACGGAAUAUGCAGUGCCAUAUUCUUCACUGUAUCCAAGUCAAUCAAGUGUUAUUUGAAUAUGACAGGUGAAUAUAAACAAUGCUAUAGUAUUAGCAAUAAAUUUGGCUGUCUUUACACACAAUAUUUUCUGUGAGAUAAUUUUUGUGUUUUUUAUGAUUCAUUAGAUAUGUUAUACGUGACCAAACAAAAUUCCCUUGUUCAUUCGAGCCCAUGGUUUUUCUAUGUAUUUAAUCAGUUGCUAAUCUAUGUUUAAUCAGUCAUUAAUGUUUGAUUACGUCAUUAUUAUUAUAUCAUACUUCUACUUAUUUUGUGAUAAAUUAACUGUAACCUUGAAUAAAUUU